Molecule: messenger RNA, 3316 nt
Organism: Polychytrium aggregatum
Lineage: Eukaryota; Fungi; Chytridiomycota; Chytridiomycetes; Polychytriales
Exons: 17
Coding region: 112-3135 (1007 amino acids)
Biological process (GO): intracellular protein transport; vesicle fusion with Golgi apparatus
Cellular component (GO): Golgi membrane; cytoplasm
Molecular function (GO): protein binding
Source: RefSeq, a predicted model, not a curated record
CUCCAUCCAGAUCUGGUUUCUGGCCGGCUCCCCUCGCCUCCUGCGUCCUCUCGCUUCCAGACCAAGGCCGAAACCACCGGCGCCCUGAGCCCCGAGAACAGCAGGCCAAGCAUGAGUGUAUUUUCGUGGUUCGGAGCUGCCCCAAAGGCGUCCCAGGUCGACCCUCGACUCGAACAGCUCCUGAGCAUCCACACUUAUCCAAACGACUUCAAAUACGACAUUGGGCUGAAUGCCCUGCCGCUGCUCAUCCAUCUUCUGCAAAGCGACCGCUCAGACCCGGAACUGCUUGUGGACCUGAUCGCGGCCCUGUCGAGACUCUGCGUCCUCGACCAGAUCAAGAUCGUCAAAACAAAUGACCAAGCCGAGGACCUUGGGCUGACCUUUACCAAUCUGGUUCUGGAGAGUCCCGACAACGUCAAGGCCCUGAUUUCGGUGCUGGAGGAGAGCAAUCCCUCGCUGCGAGCAAGUGCGCUGAAGCUGCUCCUGCUGCUGCAAAACAACAACAUUGCCAGAUUACGACUGUGUCUCGACCACGAUGCCACCAUUUUCCAUCUCCUGAUGAGUCUGCUCGACACAGACGACACAGCGACCAAAGCAGGCAUCUUGGAGUUCUUGAUUUCCGUGACCAAGGACUAUCCGGCUGGUCUGGACGCCCUCGCUGAACUCAACUACGAGAGACUGGUACCCAAGGUGGCGGCCGAUCCGCUGAGCAGACUGUCGCAGCUGCUCCUUGAGCUUACCCUUCAAAUCUUGCGAGCACACCCCGAAAACCAGGACUACUUUAUGGACUCGGAGACUCUCAUCAAUAUCGAGGCAAUCUUCAGCUCCAGUCUAUUCAAGUUCAGUGCCCCGUUCAGCCCCGAGCCCGACGAGAGCCAACAAAUUGCCGUGACCAAUGCCAUUCUGGUCAUGGAGAUCCUGCGCGAGUUCUUGAACCCCCACAGCCACUCGAAUGUUCGGUACCAGAAUCUGUUCAGCAAGGGAACCAUCGUCAUCAAAGUGGUCGAGCUCGCGCUCGCGCCCUUGGAUGUCAUCCCACUGCCACUCAAGAUCACGGCACUCUGUACCAUGGGAGACCUCAUGCGCGGAAGCUCCUCGAACCAAAAGUACCUGACCUUUGACGAAGCAAACUCGUCCAAAGGGUUCAUCCAGCUGGUCGAAUACGCAACGGGCACACAUACUCUGAUCAACUUGCGGAUAGUUGCAUGCUACGCCUUCGAGUCGUUCCUCAUCCAUAACAACGAAAUGAAGGCGGCGAUUGUCAAGCUCAUCCAGAUUCCUUCCGGCAGGGCCUUCAGCGGUCUUGCGGCGCUUGUGGAUCUUCCGUUGGCUGCCGAGCCCGUUGACCCCACCCGAUUCUGGUUUGCGGCAAACUUCCUGUCCAUCAUCAUUCAGCACAACAGGGAGGCAAAGAAGUGGAUGACCAGUGCCCACGGCGACACCACCAUUCUCCAGCUCUGGAUGAACGCGCUCAUUCGAAACUUUCAGAACCGCGCCGACCCGCGCAUCCAGUCCAGCCUGCUGGUGCUGUUGAUCACAGCCCUGAUUGAAGUCAAAGAUCCAGCGCCAUUUGUGGCUGGCAGCCUUGCCGUGGACCAUCUGGCCGAUAUGGCAUCCGCUGGAGAAACCAUGACCCAGGGCCUGGCCGCAUUCUUUCUCGGACUGUGUCUGAGCUACUGCACAGACGAAGCGCCUGAGCUCAGGAAAUCAAUCCACAAUGGCAUACACACGACACUGGGCAUCGAGAUCUUCAAGUCACGACUUCAGAACCUGUGCGAGCUCCCAACGUUCCGAGAGCUUCAGAAUCGGGAUCACUCUUUGCUGGUGUCUGUCGAGAAAACAUCGACCGGCAUUCCCUGCUUGCUUGUCGACCACAACAUUGUCGAGUUGGUUCAGUCGAUGAAGGAUCACGUUGUGCGCUGCGCCAACCCGGUGGACGAGACUGACUCGAGCCAACUCGCUGAUCUCCAGAGACUGCGCGUACAGCUGGAGGAGAAGGACGAGUACAUCGAAGAGCUGAAACUCCAGAUCCGCCAGCUAGAAGAGAAGGUCGACUCGCUCCAGGCAAAGGCACAGCAGCAGGCCGAGGCUGAGGCCGCUGCCCAAACAGACCGACCCAGCCCCGCUGCUCUGUCCCUCGACGAUGGUGCCGCUGCUGACACGGCUGUCGCAGACUCGGUCGAGCCCGUCAAGCCCAAGUCUAGCGCCGAGCAACAGAAUGAUCCGUCCCAAAGCGACUCGACGGCGCGUCCUCAAGCGGAGGUUCUUGAGACCGCAGCCAACAACGAAGCUGCUGAGAGCCAGGACACUGCUCCCCCGCGCGAUGCAUCCAUCAAGCAAGUUCCCAAAGAUCCCAAGGAUGCCCAGCUCUUCUAUCGCACCGCCAUUUCGAACCAGAUCAACACCGGGCUGGUCAAUCCGCACUACUGCUACGAGCUGGCCGUCUUGCUGCAGCAGUCCAAGGACUAUGCCGGAGCCCUCCGCUACUACAAGAUGGCCUCGCAUCGCGGACACAUCCGCGCCAAAAAGUCCCUGGGCGAUCUGUACUUCCACGGGCUCGGGGUCGAAGCCAACGCCCAGACGGCGUUCGAACACUAUCUGCGCGCCGCCGAGCUCGGUGAUCUGGACAGCCAGAACUAUGUAGGAUUCUGCUACUACAAGGGCAUCGGCGUCAAGGCGGACGACGAGCUCUCGAUCCACUGGUACCAGAAGGCGGCACAGGCGGGCCACACCAACGCGCAGAGCUCGCUCUCGCUCCCGAUGAAGUGUCGGGGCGAUCUGUUUUUCCAUGGCUCCGAGACGAUCCCCAAGGACGUCUUCGAGGCUGUGCGGUGGUACCGCAGGUCCGCCGACCUCAAGAACCCCAUGGCCCAGAACAUGCUUGGGUACUGCUACGAGGAGGGCAUCGGCAUCGAGAAGGACGGCAGAAAGGCCUUUGAGCUGUACGAACGCUCUGCAAAGGAAGGCGGCUGGGCCCCAGCCCAGUUCAACGUCGGCAUGUGCUAUGAGAAAGGCGUCGGAACCGAGCGCGACCUGGCCCUCGCUGAGAUCUGGUACCAAAAGGCCGCGGGACAGAACCACAAGCAAGCACAAGAGGCCCUCGAGGCGCUGCUCAAGAACAAGCAGCUCCUUUGAAGGGUUAGACAUGGGGAUGGCAUGCCGGUUGGAUGGGAGAAGGGAGGAGGUCGUCCCUAUUGACUCGGCAGCAACCAAAAUGCUUGCGGAUGCUUGUUUGAAUGGAGGCCGAGGGUAAUCGGGACCCGGAGCCAUCCACUCAUUUCAGUCGACGAAAGCACUGCUUUGAUUUAUGGACUAU